This is a messenger RNA of Amoebophrya sp. A25, 576 nucleotides long. NCBI's taxonomy places the organism in Eukaryota, Dinophyceae, Syndiniales, Amoebophryaceae. The record is from the annotation of a GenBank genome assembly.
AUGGACGAAUCAUUCGCCUUUUACGUAGCCUCACAGGCAAUUGUUCGACGUGACCGCAUUCUGCGACAUCCGAAGGAAUACUACAGGGGGUUUAUAGAACUCGACGAGGGGAGCAGAGAUGGAGAUCCUAGUAUUGAUACGUUGAGCGGAGUAGACGAUCUUCUCGAUACAACACCAGAAAUCAGAUUGCGCGAGCACUUGCGAUGGAUCAGCAACAAUAGCGGCCUUUUAGAAGGCGCGUGGCCGGCGAUGUUGGGCGAGCCUCUGCGGGAACCAACGCGAGACGAAGAUACGAGACUGCCACUGUCUCUGAAGCUAAGCCAAACAACACGCUUCAGUUACGGAGAAACGGGUGUUAUCUGAGCUGCUAGGACUUCGUGCAGGGCGUGUGUGGUGGUUGGGACGAUUGUUCGGUUAGGCUAGAGUACUGCUCUUCAAAGAAUGUUCUUGCUGCUCCUACAUGAUUUAAGCUUGUUGACGUCAAUGCCAAGGGUCGUCGAUGCUCAAUCUAGCCUGCGCUUACAGAGGACGAGGUAAGUCAAAUGACUACUCCAGUAAGUGGCCGUACUAGGUGCA